Molecule: messenger RNA, 1746 nt
Organism: Cervus elaphus (red deer)
Lineage: Eukaryota; Metazoa; Chordata; Mammalia; Artiodactyla; Cervidae
Product: trace amine-associated receptor 2
Exons: 1
Coding region: 80-1000 (306 amino acids)
Biological process (GO): G protein-coupled receptor signaling pathway
Cellular component (GO): membrane
Molecular function (GO): trace-amine receptor activity
Source: RefSeq, a predicted model, not a curated record
UAAGAAACUACUGAAUUGCUCUGAAUAUGGAAGUGGGUCUUGCCCAGAAAACGAAAGGCCGGUAGGCGUGCGAGCUGCCAUGUAUUCCUUCAUGGCUGGAGCCAUAUUCCUCACAGUGUUUGGUAAUCUCGCCGUGAUCCUCUCCAUUUCCUACUUCAAGCAGCUUCACACACCAACCAACUUCCUCAUCCUCUCCAUGGCGGUCACUGAUUUCCUGCUGGGAUUCACCAUCAUGCCAUACAGUAUGAUAAGAUCAGUGGAGAACUGCUGGUAUUUUGGGCUGACGUUUUGCAAGAUUCAUUAUAGCUUUGAUCUGAUGCUCAGCAUAACAUCCAUUUUCCAUCUUUGCUCGGUGGCCAUUGAUAGAUUUUAUGCUAUCUGUUACCCUUUACAGUAUUCAACCAAAAUGACGAUUCCAGUCAUUAAACAGUUGCUGGUUCUCUGCUGGUCAGUCCCCGGGACAUUUGCCUUCGGACUGGUCUUCUCUGAGGCCUACGCGGAUGGAAUAGAAGGCUAUGAUAUCCUGGUUGCUUGCUCUAGCUCCUGCCCGGUGAUGUUCAACAAGCUAUGGGGGACCACCUUGUUUAUGGCAGGUUUCUUCGCUCCUGGGUCUGUGAUGGUCGGGAUUUACGGCAAGAUUUUUGCAGUGUCUAGAAAGCAUGCUCGUGCAAUCAAUAACUUACCAGAAAAUCAAAAUAAUCAAAUGAGGAAAGACAAGAAAGCAGCCAAGACUUUAGGGAUAGUGAUGGGUGUUUUUCUAUUAUGUUGGUUUCCCUGUUUUUUCACGAUUUUAUUGGAUCCCUUUCUGAGCUUCUCUACUCCUGUGGUUUUGUUUGAUGCUUUGACAUGGUUUGGCUAUUUUAACUCCACAUGUAAUCCCUUAAUAUAUGGUUUCUUCUAUCCCUGGUUUCGCAGAGCCCUGAAGUACAUUUUCCUGGGUAAAAUUUUCAGCUCACAUUUUCAUAAUGCUAAUUUGUUUACAGAAAAAGAAACUGAUUAGACUUAUUCUGUGUGAGUGGAUAGAAGCAAAGGACUGGAAUCUAGAAGAAUGAAGUUACUUAAACUGUGUGCAUGCGUGUGUGACUUUGGCUACCAUGGAAAGUUUUUAGUUUCUAAAACUUGAGAGGAAAAAAGAACUUUUUCUUUGAACCCCAAAUCCUGUCUUUUCAGAAUAGUUCUUACUGCUUACAGUUAGAGAAGACAGAAACUCAGAGAGGUGAAGAGAAGGUUGGAAAAGCCAGAAAGGGGAAGAAGAGAACACACACACAGUUUUGUACCAUUUGGAAGGAAGCAGAACGCAAGCUGAGCUCAACUAUGGCUCUCCCCAUCCUCACCAUCACACGCAUCUUGUGUGAUAUUUCAUUUACAUUUUCUUCCUCAGAGUCUGAUCAGAGGUAUUUUGAAACAUCAACCACUAAAAAUUAUAGGUAAGUAAAUAUGGAAAUAACAAUUUCAAGAAACCAUAUGCUGUCAAGAGUCAGUCAAUUGAUAGCUGAAAUGUAAGCCUUUACUAGAUUUUACAGUUGUGAGAUUGAACUUUUUUUUUUAAUAAAAUAAGAAAUGGACACGGUGUAACUGAGGUCCCAGAUUCCCUCCACAUUUCCAUCCAAAUAUCAUCUUAAUCAUACAGUUGGUGUUUUUUCUUUUUUUUUUUUUUCUAUUUUUCUAUUUUACUAGCCAGAGAAUUCCAGCCAGCACCUUCCUUUCUUUCUCAGGCUCAUUCAUACUUUGUAUGGCUAUUUGGUG